Messenger RNA from Clonostachys solani, 1998 nucleotides. NCBI's taxonomy places the organism in Eukaryota, Fungi, Ascomycota, Sordariomycetes, Hypocreales, Bionectriaceae. The record is from the annotation of a GenBank genome assembly.
AUGCCUCGAACGUUCUCCAGCUCAAUAUACCAAAGUCUCAAUCCAAAUACAAGCGAAAUCCGCCUCAUAGACAUCCUGCCAACGUUGGAUGAGGGUGGGCGGGUGCAGUGCAAAAUCCUUCAUGCCUCGUUGGACAGCCAGAGAGUGGGGUACACAGCUCUCUCUUAUGUCUGGGGAGAUCCAUCAAUCACCAAAGAAAUCAUCAUCGAAGAUGCUGUUUUCAAUGCGACUGCGAAUCUCGCAUCAGCCUUGCAGUUCAUGCAGGCUUCACUGCCGAGGCUCCCAGAUGGGAGCUGUUUAGUAUGGGCCGAUGCCAUAUGUAUCAACCAGACAGAUGACCUGGAGAAGACUUCUCAAGUGAGAAUGAUGGACAGGAUAUACAAGGAGGCAAAGGAGGUAAUAGCUUGGCUCGGACCAAGCAGCGAUGAAGUGGAAUUGGGGCUACAGUUGCUCAACGACAUAGGAGGAAACAUGAGGACGGUAGAAGCCUCCGAGUUGAUGCGCCGAUAUCCACAGUAUUGGGAGGUGACAGAUCCCUCACCUCCGGCCUACAAUAAAUACUGGAACAGCCUGGAUAGAUUUCUAGAGCUGCCUUACUGGAAGCGCAGCUGGACUAUCCAGGAAAUGGUUCUCCCACGCACCCUAUGGUUUCAGGUCGGAGAUAAGACCCUCGGAUGGGAGACUCUAAAGGGAAUGGUUGCCCUCCAGAUGGCAGUAAGUCGUGGUAUGGUUGAAAUCCCUGAUCCACGCUCGAAUCUCGCGGUGCACCUUGAGAUGGGUUCGCAAGCUUACCUUCCCUUGCGACUGGUCAACCACUGCAAGGUUUUGCAACAGCAGCCGCUUGAUGAUUCUCAACAAAACCUGGUACUAUUCUCCGAAACUACGGGCCAGUUGGCCACAGACCCCCGGGACAAGCUAUUCGCUUUCUACGCCCUCAAUAUCAGCCCGAUAGAGCCCGACUAUACCAAGGAUGUUCGGCAAACAUAUGGCGCAGCGGCAGCUUCCUGGAUGAGAUCUGGAGGGUUGGACCCUUGUUUAAAGUUUUCCGGUCUUUGUUACGGUGAUCAUUCAGACUUCAAGCUUCCUUCAUGGGUCCCUAACUGGGAUACCCUGACUCGGCCGGACGCUGCUGUAGCGAAGCAGCUCAACGACAACUUUGGAAAUUAUGAGGCCAACAAAGGUCUCCCGGAAGGAGUGAUGGGGGUGGACGACGAGUUUACGUUGCACGAAGUUGGAGUCAUGCAUGGCGCUGUUGACUGGGUAGGAGACGAUCCCACAGAGGCACAACACCAAGGCGUGAAUGGAUUCCAGAAUUACCUGGUUUCUACAAUGGAGGGCUUCACCGAUGCGAUUGAUCAAGCGAAGAGCGCCGCACCGCCUCUGCAGCUCAUUCUAAGGACAAUCACGCUGGAUAAAGUGGAAAGCACAAACCAGAUAAUCGCGGGAACUGAGAAGCUAUACAAAGAUUACGGUCGCGUAGACCAGCUUUGUCGAGCCUUUCUAAAUAUCCUUUCGAGAGCUCCUGGAAAGGGUCCGACGGUCGAAACCAUGACAAGGACUCUUAAACUAUGCCAACGAUGGGGUUACGAUCCUCAGCAUGGGACCUUGGCCAACUUUUGUCGGAGCCAGAUAUUCUGGGGCCAUGAAGUUCCAGAGGCCAUAACGAGCAGGCACUACCUUGACCCGCAUUACAUGGAAGUGGAUUCAAGUGCUCAAAUGUCGAUAUAUGUAAACGUUAGUCGAGGGCUGUUCUGCGGUCGCGUCUUUCGUACCUCGGAUGGAAGCGUAGGUCUCGGCCCCUUGAAUAUGUUGCCUGGGGAUCAGCUCUACGUCUUGAGCGGAUGCUCAUUUCCAGUUCUCCUGCGCAGGAUUCCAUCCGAAGCUGAUGAGGCUUACUCUUAUGUUGGCCCUUGUUUUGUCCACGGUCUGAUGUACGGCGGAGUUGGGGAGGCAGUGGCUGCUGAAGGAACAGAGCUAGACGUUCUUGAGAUUCGAUAG